AUGGUUACUUCGCGCCGUCGCAACGGCAAACCAGCUUCCUGCGAGCCGUGUCGCCGAGACAAAGUCCGCUGCGACCAUGCGUUGCCAGUGUGUACCCGCUGUAGAGAUCGUGGUGUCUCUCAGCGAUGUUUCUAUCACCCAGCACCCCUUACACGGCCAAAGGGCCGUCGUAUUUUCCCGCUAGCAGAGGGUGUUCCCUUUGAUCGAGCACCGUCAACUCGAUGCCCAAUGGUUGAGUCCGAGUGUUUCUCCGCCCAAUGGAUCCCCCUUUCAUGCACGCGUAUCAGGCUCUCAUGGCUCUUACUCCCCAGGAACCCGCAUUCAAAUGAAGCAUCUUUCAAUUCCUAUGUAGCAAAUGGGCCACAGGAAGGCUUUUCCAGACCAGCCGCCCGCACCCAACCGCUUCUUCCAGGUUACUUCGGCCCAACGAGCUUCGUCUCUCCUCUGACUGAAGAUGUCAAUCUAUCUGAUCGUCAAAGUCUAAGUCUCAGUGUGGAGUCCCCACAGAGGGUACUGCCGCCUUACUGGGUUCAUAAGAUCUCCGAAGUUCUGUUGACUCUUGGCGAUUUUACCGCCGUAGAGGCUUUACUCCGCGAAUAUUAUGCCUUGAGCCAAAGCGCUGUGAUCGCAGCGCCUUUCAUCUUGAACAGCAUCGAACCGAUGAAGUUGAUGUGCAAAGACAGCAUAUCAAAUCAAAACUUGGAUGAUUUGGCGUCUUCUGUGACCGUGCGCAUUGUACAAAACACAUCGGAGAUCUUCGAGAUUCCACCGUCGACCAAAGGAAGGGAAUUCCAUACUCUUUUCACAGGCUCAUCAAUCCGCCUUGAGAUCGUCGGAAUACUAUGUGGCCUUGCAGGUCGAGCGCGGUAUCUCGGACUUGCCCGUGACAAGUUUACCGAUUGCAGUACUUCACGGUCCCAGUAUGCACGUAAAAUGCUUGCGGCAUGUGACGCCGCACUAUAUGUUUGCAAGAUCCUAACACCACUCAAUGACCUGACCAUUUGGUUGGUACACGAGAAUCUCCUAUUGUCCGAUUUAGUCAAUGGUGACUCGAGCCCCUCUUGUUGGAACCGACUAGGUGAGCUUUCAACUGAUAUCUUCGCCCUUGGUCUCCACCGAGACAUGAAGAACUCAAGCGAUAUACCGGAGUUCUUGCUUGAAACCCGUCGACGGCAGUUUGCCGCGGCUUACCAACUUGACAAAAGCAUCGCUACAUUCUUAGGAAGACCACCGCGCAUACCCUGGCGCUAUGCGGAUUGUCGCAUGCCUCUCGAUAUUAGUGACGAGGCAUUGGCUACUGAUAAUAUGGUCCUAGACUACUCCCACGAUUACAUCGAUGAGAAUGGCUGGAGUAUUCACGGAGUAGUCCAAAGAUCAUCAUGGAUGCGAGUCCGUUUCAUCGUGAGCACUUUCCGAGAUGAAAUUCUCGAAGUGUCUCUUCGGAAAUUGACACCUGAUAUUGAAGACAUGCUUGAGGGUAUUUCCCGACGCUGCCACCUAGCAUGGGAGGCACUACCUAACCAUCUGCGCUAUACACCACAAUGCUGGGAUGGAUCUCCCGCAGCUGUGUGCUUGAUGAUGAUAAUAUCCCAUCUUGCAUAUCUCUACAACGACUUUCUCAUCCAAAGACUGAUAGCUGGAAAGAACAACCCCAGAGGCAACACGGCAUUAUUGGCUGUGAGCGCAGAAAUUCUGUCAACAGUAUUGACAUUGGGCACGCAACGUGAACAAAUGGUCGACCUACGCCCUGAUUUUACAUGGACGAUCCUGCUCUAUGGGUUCCCGAGCGCUAGUCUACUCAUCAAAGCCCUUCAACACCAAAAGCGCACUGGCGAGCCAUUCCUCUACGAGUCGUCAAGAUCGGCACUUAUUCGGAACUUGAGUGUUUUCAUCUCACAUCUUGAAUCCAUUGCGCGUCCCGAUAACGCUAACUAUGCCCUGUUCCAACACGCUAGCAAGGUUUUCUCAAAGAUUAUCGAUGAAAUCUUAGAACCGCAGUCCAUACUCCCUGAUCCAAAUCUUGGCGAAUCUUCUCUGCUCAACUUUGAUUCUGUGAUUGAAGCUGACGGACUGGAUAUGUUCAAUAAUAUGGAUUUUGGGGUUGCUUUCAAUCAAUGGUUGUUUUAA
Molecule: messenger RNA, 2127 nt
Organism: Penicillium salamii
Lineage: Eukaryota; Fungi; Ascomycota; Eurotiomycetes; Eurotiales; Aspergillaceae
Source: the annotation of a GenBank genome assembly